Thrips palmi is the source of this 657-nucleotide messenger RNA. Its product is annotated as ubiquitin-conjugating enzyme E2-17 kDa-like. NCBI's taxonomy places the organism in Eukaryota, Metazoa, Arthropoda, Insecta, Thysanoptera, Thripidae. The record is from RefSeq and is a predicted model, not a curated record. The coding region runs from base 1 to 657 and encodes 218 amino acids. The transcript has 5 exons.
AUGGAUCACCCUAACAUUGUACUCAGGGACGUCGCUGCUCUCGCAGCUUGCGAGGAUUUCGAGCUUCGCGACGCAACUAAUCUGAAGAAGAUUGUGGUAGCGAUUCCGGGCUCUGUGGGGACACCGUAUGAAACAGGGGUGUUUGAGGUUGAAUUGCAUAUUCCUAGGAAGUACCCCUAUGAAAGUCCUAAGUUUCUCUUCAAGACUAUAAUCUUUCACCCGAACAUAGGACCAGAGGGUGUUGUCUGUGUUGAUAUGCUUGAUGAUAAAUGGUACCCAUCGUAUACUUUGGAAACAGCCUGUCUCUGCAUGCAGACUCUGAUGAGAGACCCCAACCCAAUGUCACCUUUAAAUGUGGAAGCAGGCAGGAUGAUGAGGAGGGAUCAAGAAAUGUUUGAAAGAACAGUAGUGAUGUGGACCAAGAUUUUCGCUAAGGGUACACACAGCUACCCGGACUACGAAGAGAAACUCUCCAUUAUCAGUGCCCUGAAUGGAGACAUUGCUGAAGCACUGAGGGCCCUCACUUCACAUUCUUGGGACCAGCAUGAAGCUUCUCAGCGUGUAACAAUCAUUGACCCUGAGGAUUGUAGUUCAGCAGUUGUAUGUAUGGAGUUCUUUACUGUACCUGGAGAGCUACAGACCAAGCUCGAUUCGUGA